AUGGACCAGGAACACUUCCCACCUAGAAGUGGAGAUCACGACGAUGACGGCUCCAAGACGAAGAAGCGAAGCAUCUGUAACAACUGUGGCAAGGCCUUUAAGGACAUCAAGACUCAUAUGAUCACCCAUAAGGAUAAACGUCCCGAGAAGUGCCCUGUCAAAUGCUCGGGGACCGCCAUGGAGACGGCUUUCAGCCGCUCCGAUGCGCUCAAGAAACAUCUAGUCGCUGAUCACGACGUGCAGCACGCUAGCGAUGGACAAAUGUUCGACGAUCAUGGUGGGGUGGAGACGAAGACCGGCUGCCAUGCCCCUGGGGCCUUCGGAAAGUGUGGCAUUUCCUUUUCAGAUCCUCAGCGCCUUUACGACCACCUAGACGACUGCGUAUUACAAUCCCUUCUAGAAGAGAACCCUUUCGACAUCAUCAAUGCCCAGCGACUAGCCGAAAUCAGCACUGACUUGGAAGACGAAGAAAUAGGUUAUGAAUUCGACAAUAAAACUGAUGCCUUCGCUUCUCGUCACCCGCCCACGAUCUGGAACAGGAAGAUGGAUCCCGCCCAAAGCCUGCAACCACCAAAAGACAAGCCCAAGCGCAUUAAAUGCAAAAACUAUCCUUCGUCCUGGGGUUACGAUGCAACCCAGGUUGGAAUGAAGAGAAGAGUCAUGUCUAUAUUUAAUGGCCCUAUGCGGCUGGCCAAGGACGAUAUGAUGCUUUCGACUGAACAUGAGGUCCGCAUCAAGCUAUCUGACGGCAAGUCCUCUGUGACGGACCUGGACAUCCUGACUAAGAGCCGUGCCAAGAUGUUUCACGGCGCUCUCGACGACCAAAAGGAUUACGACAACUCAGGGAACCCUUAA
Cryphonectria parasitica EP155 is the source of this 855-nucleotide messenger RNA. RefSeq lists its product as uncharacterized. Bases 1 to 855 code for a protein of 284 amino acids. The transcript is spliced from 3 exons. NCBI's taxonomy places the organism in Eukaryota, Fungi, Ascomycota, Sordariomycetes, Diaporthales, Cryphonectriaceae. The record is from RefSeq and is a predicted model, not a curated record.